CAGUAUAAAUUCAUCGCUUCACACAAUCACACUCUUAUCACACAGCCAAAAACCCUAGGUAGAUCCCUCCCUCACUCUCCAGCAAUGGCCGCAGCAGCACGACCCCUCGUCACCGUGCAAAACCUAGAGGGUGACAUGGCCACCGACGCCGCCGCCACUGUCCCAAUCCCCGACGUCAUGAGGGCCUCAAUCCGCCCCGACAUCGUCAACUUCGUCCACUCCAACAUCUCCAAAAACUCCCGCCAACCUUACGCCGUCAGCCGCCGCGCUGGACACCAAACCUCCGCUGAAUCCUGGGGAACCGGGCGUGCCGUCUCCCGUAUCCCCCGUGUUCCCGGUGGCGGAACUCACCGCGCCGGCCAGGGAGCCUUCGGCAACAUGUGCCGCGGAGGUCGCAUGUUCGCCCCGACCAAGAUCUGGCGCCGCUGGCACCGCAAGAUCAACGUCAAUCAAAAACGCUACGCCGUGGUCUCCGCUAUCGCCGCCUCCGCUAUCCCCUCCCUCGUCCUCGCACGCGGCCACCGCAUCGAGUCCGUCCCUGAACUUCCCCUCGUCGUUAGCGACUCUGCCGAAGCCGUUGAGAAAACUAAGGAAGCCAUCAAAGUUCUGAAACAGAUCGGAGCCUUCCCUGAUGCCGAGAAAGCGAAGGACAGUCACGGCAUUCGCCCCGGUAAAGGUAAAAUGCGUAACCGUAGGUACAUUUCCCGUAAGGGUCCUCUCGUCGUUUACGGAACGGAAGGAGCUAAGGCCGUUAAGGCUUUCCGUAACGUCCCUGGCGUUGAGGUUGCCAACGUGGAGAGGCUUAACCUUCUUAAGCUUGCUCCUGGUGGACACCUUGGAAGGUUCGUGAUUUGGACCAAGUCUGCUAUAGAGAAACUGGACUCUAUUUAUGGGUCGUUUGAUAAGGCCUCUGAGAAGAAGAAGGGGUAUCUACUUCCCAGGCCCAAGAUGGUUAAUUCUGACCUUGCUAGGAUCAUUAACUCUGAUGAGGUUCAGUCCGUUGUGAGGCCCAUUAAGAAGGAUGUGAAGAGGGCAACUCUUAAGAAGAACCCCCUUAAGAACCUUAAUGCUAUGCUUAAGCUCAAUCCUUAUGCUAAGGCUGCUAAGAGGAUGGCGCUUCUCGCUGAGGCCCAGCGUGUCAAGGCUAAGAAGGAGAAGCUCGAUAAGAAGAGGAAGAUUGUCUCCAAGGAGGAAGCUUCUGCCAUCAAGGCUGCAGGAAAAGCAUGGUAUCACACAAUGGUGUCAGAUUCUGAUUACACAGAAUUUGACAACUUUUCUAAGUGGUUGGGUGUUUCACAGUGAAGUCUUUCAUUUAUAUUCUCGUAUUAGAUUUUUGUUUUGUAUGCUUAUCUGAACUAAAUAUUUUUGGCUUUUUUGUUUUUGCUGGUUAACGUUAUCAUAAUAUCAUGAGACUAUAUGGAAAUUUUGUUUGUUGGAUUUUAGUGCAAAUUCUGCUUGUCUUACGUUUAGCAGCUACAUUUAUACUUCUGUUUUCUUAAAAAAAUUAUAAUCCAGUUGUAUGUUACUUUUUUAUGUCAAAGUCUUUAAAUUCUCU
Messenger RNA from Abrus precatorius (Indian licorice), 1555 nucleotides. Its product is annotated as 60S ribosomal protein L4. Gene Ontology annotation, biological process: translation. NCBI's taxonomy places the organism in Eukaryota, Viridiplantae, Streptophyta, Magnoliopsida, Fabales, Fabaceae. Gene Ontology annotation, cellular component: ribosome; cytosolic large ribosomal subunit. The transcript has 2 exons. Gene Ontology annotation, molecular function: structural constituent of ribosome; RNA binding. The record is from RefSeq and is a predicted model, not a curated record. Bases 85 to 1302 code for a protein of 405 amino acids.